GUUUUCUGAUUGCCUGGUCCUCCAAGACGGUCAAGUUGCAAUUGAACUUUGCAACCGCCCGUCAUUCUUCGUGCUUCUUCCUUCAUUCUCGAAAGCGACAUCACCCUUUUUUCACAGUUCGGCUAGACCCUGCUCCUCCGUCAGCAUGGCAGCUGAGGCUCUCCCAACCGUCCCGGUGCCCCUGCCCGGCCUGGUCAAGCACAUUGCCCAGCACCCCAAGACACCGAUGAUGGAACUGCUGGAGCCGUACCGAAAAUACGAGGCCCAUCUUCGCCAGGCCUUCGCCCAGGACACUGGUAAUGAGCUGCUCAGGGACCCCUACGUCAACGUCCUGCCACUAUUCACCGAAGACACCCAGGACAUCAAAAUCAGGGCCCGCAAUAUAGAGUCCGAGUCGAAGGAGGAGAAAUCCAGAUACAUCAUGCCUCUCCCUGCCGAGAUUCGCCGGCCAGACGGCUCGCCCGCCAUCGUCCAGUCUUUGAAGGAAUUCCAGCGUAACUUCAGUGUCUUCUCCGAGUCAUCGCUCGCCGAACUCAACUGGGAUAACGUGGUUGCAGCGGGAUCCUCUGUCGUCAACACUCUGCUUCCUGUUCCGGAUGAGUACAACCGUUCCAAGCGUGGCCUUCGCGAGUUCUACCACGAGAAGUUCAGCCCUGCAUCAGACGUCGAUCUGUUUCUGUACGAUCUCACCGAAGAGCAGGCCAUUGAGAAGAUCAAAGAGAUCGAAACUCGGGUUCGCGACGCUCUUCUCAGCGAGAUUACCGUCGUCAGGACCAAGCAUGCCGUCACGAUCUGCAGCCAGUAUCCAACCCGUCACAUCCAGAUCGUGCUCCGCAUCUACAAAUCUGUUUCGGAAAUCCUUACCGGCUUCGAUAUUGACUGUUCAGGGGCCGCCUACGACGGCAAACAGGUGUAUUGCACUCCACGCGCCCUGCAGUCGUACAUGACGCAGAUCAACCACAUUGACUUGUCUCGCCGGAGCCCGUCAUACGAGAACCGACUCUCAAAGUACAGCCAUAGAGGCUUUGAGGUGUAUUGGCCCGAUCUCGACCGUUCUCGAAUCGACCCCACCAUCUUUGAACGGAGCUUUCAGCGAACCCUGGGGCUUGCAAGACUCUUGGUCUUGGAAAGGCUUCCCACCUCGAACGCGCGGGACGCCUACCUGGACAAGCGUCGCGAGGAGAGGGGCCGUCCUCGUCUUGAUCGCUAUCAUCGCCGGCUUCGGGCCCUUGCGGGCAACAUCAAGGAGGACUACGAAGAUGAGGUGGCGGACUGGUUCACGGAGGAGGAGGUUUCCAACUACCACACCUUCACCAUUCCUUACGGGCCAAAGUUUCACGCGAAACGGAUCGAGAAGCUUUGCUACACCAGAGACCUUUUGCUCAACGCGGAGUGGAAUCAGCCUGGCGACAGAGAAGUCUACCUCCAUCGUCAUCCAGCAUUCGUGAGACCAUACAGGCCCGCUUUCUCGUAGAUGAAGGAUGCUGAUCAAUCAAGUUUGGCCGGUUCGAGGACGUCGCCAACGAUUGCUGCGGAUAUUGCCCUGUUCCUGAGACCGAGGAGGAGAAGGAGGUCGCAAAGGAGGAAGAGAAGGUCUAUGUCUCAGGCGGGAUCUCCUUCAUGAAGGAUGAUCCGGGCAGACAGGCAAAUGAUCCCCCAUCAUACGCAGUGGUUCGCGGUAGCG
Parathielavia appendiculata is the source of this 1684-nucleotide messenger RNA. RefSeq lists its product as uncharacterized. The record is from RefSeq and is a predicted model, not a curated record. Lineage: Eukaryota; Fungi; Ascomycota; Sordariomycetes; Sordariales; Chaetomiaceae. The coding region runs from base 146 to 1474 and encodes 442 amino acids. The transcript is spliced from 5 exons.